Molecule: messenger RNA, 1011 nt
Organism: Suillus subalutaceus
Lineage: Eukaryota; Fungi; Basidiomycota; Agaricomycetes; Boletales; Suillaceae
Exons: 9
Coding region: 1-1011 (336 amino acids)
Biological process (GO): GPI anchor biosynthetic process
Cellular component (GO): endoplasmic reticulum membrane
Molecular function (GO): mannose-ethanolamine phosphotransferase activity
Source: RefSeq, a predicted model, not a curated record
AUGAUAUCUUGUGGAUUUCGAAUUUUGUUUUGGGCGUUAUGUGUUUUCCUUCUCACUCGACUCGCACUCCCAGACAGAUCCUAUCAUAGAGGCUCUAAAGCUUUACGUUUCGAUUUCAUCGCAGAACACCCGCCAGAACCUGCGUCACUUUUCCAUCAUAACAUCCUAACUCUGCCACGCGGAUUGACUGCCACUCAUCCAGACCGAUCAUUCAAGUUCAUGUUUAACCGACUCAAAGGUCUUACCACGGGAUCUCUACCCACCUUCGUGGAUGUAGGAGGAAAAUUUGGAGGCUCUUCCAUCCAUGAAGAUUCUAUCAUACAUCAGCUAAACGCUGCAGGCAGGAAGCUCUCGCUGGUAAUGACACUUGGCUCACCCUUUAAUUUUCCAAACGCCUUUCAGCCAAACAUGUUAUUUCCCUUUGACUCCUUCAACGUCGAAGAUCUUCACACUGUAGACCAAGGCGAUUUCACCAUUGGUCACGGUUCAGGCGUCGACCAUGCAGGUCACAGAGUCGGCCCAGAUCAUCCCAUGAACACUCUUUUGCGCGAUAUCGUUGCAGCUAUGGACGAUGAUGCCCUCCUUUGCCAACUAUCUCCUUACUCUUCGGUCUCGUCAUCCAAUUCAAUAAACCUCGGAACCGUCAUUCCAGAACUUUUCGAUCGAGAUUCCGACGGUUCAUCUUUGCGGAAAGCCAUAGGACACAAUGCAGCUCAGAUCGAAUGCUAUCUCAAUGCUUAUCGAUCUAGCUCAUCCAGUAAGGUGCUUGGUGCUGCCUGGCGUGAUUUCUCCCUCGCCUGGGAUAUAAAUGCGAUGGACGGGAAUCACCGUCUCAUUGUGCUUGAUAGCUUUACUCGUUUGGCGUUAUCCGCUUGUCGUGUUCUUCGGGCUCACAUCGUCGCCGGCUGGGUGUUGUGCUCCAAACUCCGAGAUAUUGCGGACGUCAAGUGGGAAAAGUGGAUGACAAAAUCUGGUGGUUGUUCAGCGCCUCUGUUGUGGGAUCUGCCCUAG